Messenger RNA from Brassica rapa (field mustard), 582 nucleotides. RefSeq lists its product as uncharacterized. NCBI's taxonomy places the organism in Eukaryota, Viridiplantae, Streptophyta, Magnoliopsida, Brassicales, Brassicaceae. The record is from RefSeq and is a predicted model, not a curated record.
AUGAACAAGACUUUGUUCUUGCGUAUUGUGCAUAGACUCUCCCAAGAAGUUGAGUAUUUCCAACCAAGAGAAGAUGCAGCAAUUCGACAAUUGGCGUAUGGUGGUGGGGCUGAUACCGUUGACGAAUAUGUCCGACUAGGUGAAACAACAGCUAGAAUAUGUUUGCACCAUUUUACCGCCGGAAUCAUCCAACUUUUUGGCGAUGAAUACCUAAGACGUCCCACACCGGAGGAUCUGCAAAGACUACUAUAUAUUGGAGAACAACUUGGAUUCCCAGGGAUGGUUAGAAGCAUCGACUGUAUGCAUUGGGAGUGGAAGAAUUGCCCAGCAUCUUGGAAAGGAAUGUAUUCACGAGGAACCGGAAAACCAACAAUUGUGUUGGAGGCGGUAGCUUCAUACGACCUAUGGAUAUGGCACGCGUUUUUUGGAGCUCCAGAUACUAUGAACGAUCUUAACAUUCUUGAUCGAUCACCUGUUUUUGAUGACAUUAUUAACGGAGUAGCCCCACAAGUAAACUUCUAUGUAAAUGGUAACCCGUACCAUUUGGCAUAUUAUCUCACGGAUGGCAUUUAUCCGAACUAG